Molecule: messenger RNA, 738 nt
Organism: Rotaria socialis
Lineage: Eukaryota; Metazoa; Rotifera; Eurotatoria; Philodinida; Philodinidae
Source: the annotation of a GenBank genome assembly
AUGGAUUUAAUUAUGAAUCGAUUAUUUCUUCAUUUUCAGUGCAAAACAGUUGAUUUUAUUCUUUAUGCUUCACUACAUAUGGAUCAAUGGUUGAAUGCAUGUGUGGCUACUGAAAGAGCUACUGCUACAAUCAAAGGAGUCAAUUUUAAUAAAGAGAAAAGCAAACAGGUGGCCAAGCUAGCGAUUAUUGCUCUUGUAAUUUUAACAGCGAUUUCUGGAAUUCAUGAUCCUCUUCAUCGACGUCUACUAGAUGAUAAUGAUGAUGAUCAACGUCGAAUCUGGUGUAUUGUUUCAUAUUCAUAUAAUAUUCAAAUUUUCAAUAAAUUUAUUGAAGCGAUUCAUUUUUUUGUUCCAUUCGCUUUAAAUCUCAUCUCGGCACUCAUCGUCAUUAUCAUUGGUGCUCGUCGACGAGCAACUGUCAAACAGGAUAGAACUUAUAAAGAACAUAUAAUUCAUCAAUUUCGACAACAUAGAAAUCUUCUUAUUGCUCCACUAAUGUUUGUCCUUCUUAUUUUUCCACGCAUAAUCAUCGCUUUUGCAUCUGGUUGUAUGAAAUCAUCUCGUGAAUCAACAAUUUAUCUAGCUGGAUAUUUGAUUUCCUUUAUUCCGCCAAUUCUUACAUUUGUUGUAUUUGUUAUUCCAUCAAAAGUGUAUACAGCGGAAUUUAUUGCAACUGUAAAAAAGCAACGAAGACUAAUACGAAUGUAUAUCAAUCGUAUUAUGGAAAAGUGGCACUAA